GAAGGUUUUAUUGUCAUUUCAGAAACGAAGGUCUGUGCGUGCAGACUACAUUGUACACUGUGCUACCCUACAAAUAAUAUGCGAUGGUCUUAAGUUGUAACAAUCGUUUCCACCUACAUGGACUGUGAAGGCAUGACCUAGCCAGCAAGGAAUCAAUCCAAAUUUCCUGUUUGAGAUGUUAAUCCUGUGUUAAAUCCAAGGCUUCCUCCCUCCUCUCUGGCCACCUUUUCUAUGCUAAUGCAGGAUCAUCAUUAGCAUUAGCAACUAAUUUCCUGCAUCUGCAUCAACCACAACUUGCAGAACUGAAAUCUGCCAUUGCCAAUUAAGCUGAAAACUUUGCUUCGUACAUCAAUACUGCCGACUCCAAGCUUGGAUCCAUGAAAGCACAAGAAAGCAGUCUGCCCAUAUCGGAUUAUGCAGUUACAUGUAUCAACUUAUUCUAUUUAGUGUGACAAGUUAUACUGAAUACUGUGUGUGGAUUACACAAAAUCGUGCAGGACGUUUUGCUUUCACUUCUCAUGGUGUAUGGAAACAAUAAGAAAAACUUGUGUGGUGUGAAGAAUUCGAAAGAAGCCUUUAGUUUGGACCUCUCGUCUUUUCUGGACCAACUUGAAGUGGAGAAUAUAUUAAGAGUAUUGGUUUACCCUCAAAACCAUGUUUGCCAAGUUGAAGAAGAAGAUUGCAGAGGAGGAGGGGGUCCAGGAAGGGGAGCUCAAGCGUAGUGCUGGACAACCUGGAGGAACCACCGGGAGGAGAGAGAGUCUGAGGAGGGCGGGGGAAUCGUCGUCAAGCCUCAACUCCUGGGGGAGCACGUCAAGCCUCAGUGGGGCUUCGGCUGCUACUGCUGCAGGUCCGAAGCAGCAAAAUGAUGUAAGUGCCAAACACGAGAGACUGCAAGGAGAGUUGGCCAAGAAAGACGAGACGAUACGAAAGCUGGAAUCCAAGCUAGACGAGUAUUCGCUUCUAGUAAAAGAAGCUGUGAGGGAUAAAGAGAAAUCACAACUCCUUCUAGAAAAGCAUCAAGACGAGGCCACCAAGAGAGUCCAAGAGAUUAAUGAAGAGUUUCAGGCCAGAAGAGCGAAGAUGGCGGAUAAGCUCAGCCUGGCUAUCAAGAAGAAGGAAACCGAACUUCACGAUAAGAUGGCAGCUCUAGAAAGUGAAAAUUCAGACCUCCAGGAGAAGCUCAAGAAGGCGGAGAUGCAGCAGUUUUUAAAGAGAGAAGACAAUGAUGAACUUCAAGGCUUCCAGAUACAAGAACUUGCCAAAGUCAAGCAUAUGUUUGUAAAUAGUCAGGAAGAGCUUCAUAAAUGCAAAGCCGAUCUAGACCACAUGAGGGAGAAACUAGAAGAGAAGACAAGACAGCUAUCAACUAUCGAGAUUGAUCUACAAAGCGCCCAGAGCAGCUUAUCGAGUGUGACCAAAGAAAGGGAUGAUUUCUUAAAGGAGAAGACUGACCAGUCAAAUCUGAUUCGUAAGCUCGGCAAGGAGAAGACGGCCUUGGAGGAGGCCAUGAAUAGCAUAUCAAAAGAGAGUCAAGAGACCUCUGCCCAGGUUGUUUUACUGCAAGAGAAAUUAGACCACCAAGACGAUGCCUACAACUUGCUCAAACACAACAGUGAAAUUCUUAGAAAUCAGGCCAAGAAAGACAUUGCUGAUAAAGAAUCUGAGCUGGGUCAUCUGAGAGAGAAAGUGGUGACCUUAGAACAAAGAUUGCAGGACAAUGACCUGUCGCAAGAUGACCAUAUCAAAGCCAUCCAGUCAGAGAGAGACAACCUUGAACAAAAAUUGGAAGAAACCAGGAAAGAACUUGCAGCUGACAGAACCGAAUCCAGCGAAAAAAUUAGCAGUCUGGAAAACCAGAUUGAACAUCUCAACACAAAGAUUUCUGAAGACACGGAGGAGCAUCGUAGUAGCUUGAGCAGAGCGGAUUCAGCCCAGACUCAACUCAGAAAUGAAAUCUCUGACUUGAAGAGCAGGUUGGAUGCUGCACAGAAGGAGACAAGCACACUGCAGCGGGAAUCGAUGGUGAAGGAGGCCCAGCUAAAAGCACAGAAAGAAGUAAAUGAAGCAGAGUUAACAAUGGCCAAUCAGCAGCUGACUGAGGUUAAGAGGCAGUUCAUGGAAUCCAAGAAACAACUCCAGGACAAGGUGGCAUCCUUGGAGGCUAAGGUCAUCGCCGUGGAAACAGCUCGAGAUUUCGACAAAAGUGCCUCAGAACAUAAGCUAGCAAGAUUAGAUUCCAUAAAUGAGGAAUUUCUUGAAAAGGAGAUUGAACAUGAAAAGCAGGUUUCGUGUCUAGAGGAAGAACUGGAUAGAUUAAAAAAAUCCUUAUCUUCAUCUGAGGCUAAGCUGCACCAACUACAGGCCGAUUUGGAGAGUGCUAACACAAGGGCUGAGGAAUCACAAACAAAUACCCAAGAAACAGAGAGUUUGAUAUCGAGACAGAAGGAACAGCUUUCAAUACUUCAUGCGUCCGUCAAAGAAAAAGAACAGCACAUCAAGAAGCAUGAAUCAGAGCAUCAAUCAUUACAGCAGACUAAUGAAAGUCUGAAGCAAAGACUAGAGGAGCUGGAGAAAUCCCAUAAACUCUCUCACGAGGAGGCACAAAAACUUGUCUUUGAGAAAACGGAAACCAUUAGUGUCUUACAGCAAUCACUCAGUGAGAAAGGAGAGGAAUUGGCUCUUAUAACACAGAAGCUUCAAGAGCUUGAGGCCAAACUAACGAGGGUUGAAGCCGAAGCUCAGGCGAGGAUAGAGGAGACAGAGAUGAACGGUCAUAUAGAGCUGCAGAACCAAGAGAGGUUAAAACAGACGGUGGAGAGUUUGGAGCAGCAGCUGGUCGAUAAGAAUAAAACAGUCAAGAUGCAACAACAGAGAUUGUCAGACCUCAAGAAAACAUUACAGAGAGAACUGAAAGUGCAAACCAUCGCGGGCUACGAGUCGCCCGAGGAAGCUCUCCGUGGCAACGACACCCAAGUCGACAAGAACAAGCUCUCCAUCCCCGAGAACAACUUCCAUGGCAGCAAUAGCAACCUGACACAAUCAACAGUAUUACCUGAUCAAGAUGGUGGUCUUUCAAGGUCCGACUUCAGAGAAAUCAACUUCCAAUACCUCAGACAUGUUGUCUUUACAUUUAUGAGCUCCACGGAUUAUGAGGCAAAGCAAUUGUUGAAAGCCGUUUCUACCGUCCUGGAGCUGACGCCAAAGGAAGAAAGCAUGAUAAGAAAAACAUUGGAUUGGAAGACAUCAUGGUUUGGGCAGAAACCGGCGAUGAAGAAACUAGUCCAGGUCGCCACACCAGGGUCGGGGAUGCGAUGAUGACGACGGCAGGUCCAUUUCGGGGCCACACUGCGGCCUACUUCCAAUUCUUGCCUUAGCGUAUUCACCAAGGUGCAGUUCGAUGUAGUCUAGAUGAUGUAGAUCUGGUCCUUACGACAGAAGUGUGUUACAGAGAUCAGGGGAGAGAUUCAUGAAAGGACUUGUGGGGCGUUUUAUCAGACAAGCCACAUUUUAUCCGAUGGUUACCAUGGCAACAUUGCAUCUCAGCCACUCAAAA
Molecule: messenger RNA, 3556 nt
Organism: Lytechinus variegatus (green sea urchin)
Lineage: Eukaryota; Metazoa; Echinodermata; Echinoidea; Temnopleuroida; Toxopneustidae
Gene: golga1
Product: golgin subfamily A member 1-like
Exons: 21
Coding region: 655-3318 (887 amino acids)
Cellular component (GO): Golgi apparatus
Source: RefSeq, a predicted model, not a curated record